This is a messenger RNA of Peromyscus eremicus (cactus mouse), 360 nucleotides long. RefSeq names its product small ribosomal subunit protein eS27-like. The transcript has a single exon. Bases 1 to 240 code for a protein of 79 amino acids. Gene Ontology annotation, molecular function: structural constituent of ribosome; RNA binding. Gene Ontology annotation, cellular component: cytosolic small ribosomal subunit; ribosome. Lineage: Eukaryota; Metazoa; Chordata; Mammalia; Rodentia; Cricetidae. The record is from RefSeq and is a predicted model, not a curated record. Gene Ontology annotation, biological process: translation; ribosomal small subunit assembly.
AUGCCUCUGGCUAGAGAUCUAUUACACCCUUCCUUGGAAGAGGAAAAGAAAAACAAUAAGAAGAAACGGCUGGUUCAGAGCCCAGAUGUGAAAUGUCCAGGUUGCUACAAGAUUGCUACAGUUUUCAGCCAUGCUCCUACAGUGGUUCUCUGCAGAGGUGGUUCAGCAGUGUUGUGCCAGCCCACAGGAGGAAAAGCCGGGCUCACAGAAGGCUGUUCACUUAGAAGAAAGCAACUCUAAUCAUCUAUACAAGUUCCUGAGUUUGUGUUUUUCACAGAAAGCUUUAUCAAGUUCAGUGACUCUACCAAGACAAUGUAACUGUGUUUUAUUUUAUAAAGUAUAUAACAGUGAUCUCCUAUU